AUGUCUGCAAUAACCAUCACAUGCAGCAACUAUCAUAUUGCCAGCAAAGAGUUUAACCGUAAGGGCCCACAUCUGAGGAUGGUAAACAGUGUUAUGGCAGCUCUUGUGGGGUAUGGGGCGAGCUGUGUUUCUACCUUCGUUCUGUAUCCCUACCGGGACUACACGAAGAUCUUUCGUGUGAAUCCGUUUACCAGCCUGGACCCAAUUCAAUACGCGCUGGCGCGGUACAAGGGGAUGAUUUUAAAUCCAUCGCAACCUUUGCUUCUUGCAUUGCCAUGGGGUCUUCUCUAUGGUGGGUUUGCGCUCGGAUCUGGUGGGUUGUUGGGGGCGCUCGCCGCUGGAACGUUCCAUGGCAUGGGCAAGGUAGCUGUUCGAACCAUUGCUCGUCGCGUAGGUGGCCCGCGUAGCAGAUACGAUGCAGUGACCUAUAGAUCUCUUAUUCACUGCUUGCAAGAGAGCACCAGGCAAUACGGGAUUCUAUCGUUUUUCUCCGGAGUGUCGGCCACGAUGCUUAUUUCAGCUGUCUGGCACGGUGCCUCGUUGGUGGCACUGCAGCGCUCGAGACACGAUGGUUUUUUUUGGGGCAUGGUGGGACGCGUUUCGUGUGCAUGCUUUUUUAACAUUUGCCACCAAUCCCAUACGCAAUACCUUUCGAUCGGCUUUGCACAAUACAGAACGCGCUGGUGGCGUGCGUAG
Molecule: messenger RNA, 696 nt
Organism: Trypanosoma conorhini
Lineage: Eukaryota; Euglenozoa; Kinetoplastea; Trypanosomatida; Trypanosomatidae
Exons: 1
Coding region: 1-696 (231 amino acids)
Source: RefSeq, a predicted model, not a curated record